UAGAUGAGGCUGAGGGACGGGAGUGCCCCAUUCACACUCCCUUUACAUUUACGCACAACAGCGGAUCUCCCAGGAAGGACAAAUGAACAGGACACGGUGGAUGGAGACAUAUGUGUGAUAUAAAAACCAGCCCGGAUGCGUCUGCUCGCUGCACUUAUCGGGGAAAACUAUGACUCUUUUAAACGACUGAGGAUUUGGGAUACUGUUUUUACUUUUGCGUGCAUCUAAACCGGCCGUUCAUUCAUUCAUUUAUAAAGGUGCUGCACCCGUCUGGUUUCACAUAAAACCGUCCUCUCCUCUGUCUGCUUUUGCCUGGUGAGGAUGGAUACCCGGCAAUCUUCCCCCAGGUACCCGCUGCUGGUGCUGCUCUGCGCGGUCUGUGCGCUGUCGGGGACCCGGAGCCCCGUGGCUGCUGCGGGGAGGAGCUGCGCCGACACCCGGCAGGUGUACGCGGAGAAGGGGUACAGCACUGGCACCGCUCCGCUGACUCAGAUCUCCGGUGAGCACCUGCGGCUCUGUCCUCAGGACUACACCUGCUGCUCCAGUCAGAUGGAGGAGACGCUGGCCCUGCAGAGUGAGAGGGACUUCCUCAAAGCUAUCGAAGAGAACAGCCAGUUCCUUCUGACUACUUUUACCCAGAGACACCGCAGGUUUGAUGAGUUCUUCAGAGAGCUUAUAGACUUAUCGGAGAAGUCUAUGAACCAGAUGUUUACCAAGACCUACGGCCGGCUCUUCACGCAGAAUUCACACGUCUUCCAGGAGCUGUUUGUGGAGCUGCGCAGAUAUUAUUCUGGGGGCAGCGUCAGUCUGUCAGAGGUUCUCUCAGACUUCUGGUCCAGACUGGUGGAGCGAGUCUUCUCUCUGGUUAACCCCCAGUAUCAGUUUAGCGAGGACUACCUGGAGUGUGUCAGCAAACACGCCGAACAGCUGCAGCCAUUUGGGGAUGUGCCCCGCAGACUGCGCGUACAAGUGUCGAGGGCUUUCAUUGCAGCCAGAGCUCUGUCUCAAGGCUUGGCUACUGGUCGGGAUAUUGUUAACAAAGCAACAAAGCUGACUGCAGAUUCAGAGUGUGUGCGUGGCCUGAUGCGUCAGUGGUACUGCCCACUGUGCCGAGGCAUGCCCUCCCUGCGGCCCUGCCACUCCCUGUGCCUUAACGUGAUGAAGGGCUGCUUAGCCAAUCAGGGAGACCUGGACACCGAAUGGAACAAUUUCAUUGAUGCUCUGUACCUGGUUUCAGAGAAGUUGGAGGGGCCGUUCAACAUGGAGCUCGCAGCAGACUCCAUCUCUGUGAAAGUGUCGGAGGCCAUCAUGCACAUGCAGGAAAACAGCGUCAGCAUCUCCACUAAGGUGUUCCAAGGUUGUGGAAGUCCCAGGCCAACUCCAGGACGCUCCAAACGUUCCCCCAAAGAGUCAGGGGGUAACAGGAGACCCUUCCGCACCUACAGCCCUGAGGAGAAACCCACCACUGCUGCAGGCACCAACCUGGACAGACUGGUUACCGAGCUGAAGGAACGACUGCGGCCUAUGCGUGGCUUCUGGGUGUCCCUCCCACACACCAUCUGCAACGAUGAGAAGAUGGCUGCCGACGUCACUAAUGAGGACCGCUGCUGGAACGGGCAGACCCGAGGGAGGUACCUGCCGGAUGUGACGGGCGAUGGGCUGGUUAGCCAGAUCAACAACCCGGAGGUGGAAGUGGACAUUGCCAGGCCGGAUGUGAGGACCAGACAGCUGAUCAUGGAGCUGAGGGUGGUGACCAACAAACUGAGACACGCUCAGAGCGGACAGGACAUGGACUUCAUGGACAGUGAGGAGGGCAGUGGCUCAGGAGGCGGAGAUCAGGGUGAAAGGUACAAUGAUUGGCCAGGCUAUGGGCCGUACUCCCCGCCCUACAACAACAAACCCCCACGCAACCCUGUCUCCAGUCCCGCAAAGCCACCAAGAGUCAGAGAGAGAAACGGGUCCAAGUGGAACAGAAACAACGGUCACGGACGGGUCAGAUCUGCAACCAGCCAGCUCUCUUUCUCCCUGGUUCCUUUGUUGUCUUUGCCUUUUGUGGUCACUGUUGCCCCCAUGUGGAGAUAGCUGGUUAUUACAGUCUGGAGGUGGAGGUUAUCUGUCAUGCUGGAGUCUCAAGCACAUUAUGAAGAAAGAAAAAGUCAUUCCAUUUGGUUACACCAGCAGAAAAAAAGACAAAACAGGCUAAUUUAGCAAUAAUCAAAAACCUGUUUACAGCACAAAUAAAAAAAAGUUAAAGUGAAUAUUUUUCCUACUGCCCAAGCCAUAAAAGAGGCAUUAUUGUAUCAGGCAUUGAUGAUUACAAACUUAAUAAGUACUGCCAUUUUUUAGAGCCGUUCAUUUGACCUAUUGGAGUCUUGAUGCUGGAUGGUGACUAUGAAAGAGAAACAAAAAGCACAACAGCAGCAGGUGAAUUCACAGCAUGUUUGGGUGAUGAAGCUCGUGGUCUCGUGGUUUGGUGGUCUGUCAGAUGGAGAUCAGUCGUGCCGGUUAAUAACCGCGUGGUAUCCGUGAGCAGCUGAUUCGAUCUGAGUGAGUUUGUUUGCUGCCUUUCUCAUGAAAUUAAGUUCAUUAAUUCAAUUGAUCUUGGUUUCAGUUCGGUUGUGGUUUAUUUUUCAUCUUGUGGAAGUGGUGGGAAUUUAAUUUACUCGCUUAAUUAAACCUCCGUAUUUUGGCUUGGAGACUAAAGAAAAGUCAAUAGUGUGACUCUUGAAACCAAACAAGGGGCUUAUUUUGAAUGUACCUAAUUAAUUUGCGGUUACUUGUGACGACAAGGGGUUUAUUAAUGUAAUAUAUUGAUGUUUUUUAUUUAUUUGUAAUAUAAUAUGUCAUUGUUCUUAUCUGAUUUUUAAGGCAAGGGUCGAGUGUUUUUAUCUUUUAAAAUAAGUGUUUGUCUUUAACUUUCUCUGGUUUAAAAUAAGGGGAAAAAUCAAGUUGUAUUUAUUGAUACUUUCUGUAAACUCAUUAUUUUAAAAUGUUAUUGAACCAAUCACAGCAAAACAUUUAAAGGUCCAGUGUGUAGCAUUUAGUGGCAUCUAGCGGUGAGGUUGGACAAAACAUUCUCACUCUGACCUCGUCACAUAUUGACGUUUUAGUUAUGGACUUUCCACGUCCAAAUACGAUGUUGCUUGUUGACAUUCUGGGACACCGUGUCAAGUUCUGCCGUUACAUGCAUUGUCUUCUUUCAAAAUACACUUCUGUUUUCACAGGAAAUUUAACAUUUAUGUACAGUCUCCUUCAAAAUAAACGCACCACGUCAGUACAACACCGCAAAUUGACAUUUUUUUUCCUUCAACAACAAAAACACAUGGUUAGGUUUAGGAAAAAAAAAAAGGUUUGGCUUAUGAAUCUUACGGGACGCAAACACUGCUCUCUUGAGUGAAAGUAGGUGUUUGUUGGACCCAUCCACCACCUCUUCCACAUGCUCCAGUCGGACUUUCGCUGCCUUAACUUUCGUCCUUUUGUCGUCGUAUUUUCCCCUGACACCGCUGGAUGCCGUUAAACUAUAACGGCAAUUGGCCGCAACUCAUGCAGAUGUUAAAAUAUACCUUUUUCAUUGGUUUCUGACUCCACAAGUCAUUGCCCAAGCGCCAGAUUUCAAUGACUUCGGAGUGAGACCGGGUUGCCAUGUGCCAAGUGUGUCGGAGUGCCACAGUGGCCGAUGCAAAAAUGUGAAUGGCUCUAUGUAGAGCCACUGUUUGAUUUGUCCAUUCUGGGCUACUGUAGAAACAAUAUGGCGGACUCCAUGGAAGAGGACCCUCUCCAUGAGUAGAUAUAAACGGCUCAUUCUAAGGUAACGAAACACGUUUCUUAUUUUCAGGUGAUUAUACGCUAAAGAAAACAUAGUUGUGAAUAUAAGUAUAAUUUUUUGGCCUGUUGAUCAGAAAUCCUACACACUGGACCGUUAUUGUAAAAUAUUGGGCUACAAGAGCAGCGUUUUUAGCCAUAACCAGAGAUUGUUAAGGAGCAGUGUGUGUGAAUGUGUGUUUGUAUGCUGGUUUUAUAUUGUUUGUUGUAUGUUCUGGUUUCAAGGUUCUGAGGUCAUGUUGAGAAGAUGUUUGGGAUGUUUUUGUAAUACCGUGCUUUUCUACUUAUUUUUCCUAAAAGCAACAAAAGAUGAUGUAAACACUGAGGGAGCUCAUGUUGUGAUGUAAAAUUUGACUGAAUGUUGACGGAAAGAGACGAAUGCUGUCAAGAACCAGGAAAUGAUGGCUCUUAAUUUUCAUAUGCUGAAUGUGUUUUGAUGACGAGAAAAACAAAGAAUAUUCAAGAAGGAAAAACAAAAACUUGAGGAGGAGUGGUCAUCCAUGAACAGAGAGGAUGAGGAGGAGGAGGGUGAACUAAAAGGAUUUGUUUGACAUUUUGGGAAAUACUCUCUUGCCUAGAGUUAGAUGAGGGGACAGAUUCCAUCCUCAUGUUGGUAUGAUAAAUGUGAAACUGCAGCUGGUUAGCUUAGCUUAGCAUGAAGACUAGAAAUAGGUGGAAACGGCCCGCCUGGCUCUGUCUGAAAGUAACAAAACCUACCUAAAGCUCAGUAAUUAAUUAUUUACACCUUUACACCUUUUUUUAUUUGUUGAAUCUGCUAAAAGAAAACUAGGUGCAAGAAAACAAGAAAUUAGAGGGAUUAUGUGCCCGGAUUGUUGCAGGGAGCAGUUGCCAAGUAACCAGCAAGACUCAGAGAACUUCCUGGGAAGUCUUGGCCAAGAAAUAGUCACAGCCAGUGUUAAUGUCGUUGAGGAAACCAACGAAACACUUUUUCCACGAGGAAAACAAGAAGACGACGCGCUAAAAAUAGGACUUGAUAAUAAAAACUUAGAUGAAAUCUAUGCUUCAUUUUUGUUGACGAGAUGUUACGAAAAUGUUCAUGGUCGACUAUCGGACAUUGAAAGCUGAGAAUUGCUGAGUUUGUUAUUAUCUUCAAAUGCGACAAACUGGUAAACUCCAGUAAAUGCGGCAGCAUGUUUUGCUAGUUAGCAAAAACACUGACACCAGAGCAGUGUCAGCCAUUGGUGCGAGUCGUGAGCUGUAAUUCAUCAGUAAAUAAUCAGCUGUAUGCGUCUGACUGUUGAUGGUGGAGCUGCUGAAUGGACUUGUUGGGAGUUUGUCAGUUGCAGCGGUGCCUGUUAGCCGCUGAAUGGCAGCAGAGCAAGCAGCCACUGGCCACCAGACUUCACAGCUGAUCCCUGCAGGAUUCUGCUUAGUCUGGACUGUCUCAGGAAGGUUUAUGGUGAUGCUGUUUGACAGGCAGGUAGGAGGCUCAGUUAUCUGAGUGUAGCUGUGCUGUAAGUUAACAGUCUGAACUCAGAUCAGUUUUCUGAGAUGAAAGUUUAGUUUUAAUCACCAACUCUGUGAGAGGACACGAGAUUAAACCUCCAGACUAUCAUGUUAGAGAUUAAGAAAGAAUUCAGACUUUAAGAGAUUGAUAAAUCAGAGUUUACAAUGAAGCUGGGUACAAAAAUAAAAAGAACAUGUAGAAAACAAUGACGAAAAUGUCAAGAAUUUUCGUCGACAAACUAUUAAAAAUUACAAAAAUGUGACUUAAACCUAAAAGCAUUUUCAUCUCAAGACUAGGACUAAAUCUAAAAUAACUGUCAAAAUUAACAAUGCAUUUUUUUCCACUUUGUUUUUUGUACAAAUGACACAAAAAAGAUAUAACGUGCUUAUGAGUGAGCUUUACAGAUGCUGGUUCACUGUUUUCGGACAGAACUUGGCUAGCUGUUUUUGAUUAUUUUUUUUUUAAUGCUAAGCUAACAGGCUGCCAUAGCUCCAGUUCCAACUCGGCAAGAACUCAAAUCAGCUUAUUUUUUUCCUCAAAAUGUUGAACUAUCUCUUUAAAGACGAAAGGUAAAAGUUGAUUGGUAGGAUCCCAAAAGAUAGCACAGAUGCAGAUGGAGGAAAAAAGAAUGUAUAGAUGAUGUGAGCGGACACUUUUCUGUUAAAUGAGGAGUUGUGAAAUUCACCUACACUGCUAGUCAGAUGGGCUGUUGCACCUGUAUGAUACAAACAUAAAGAAAGGUUUCAUUCUAAAAUUAAGCCAAAAAUAUUAACUUACUAUUUUAAUCACUACUUUUUAUGUCGAAUGUAAUUUUGGAAUGAAACCCUUCAGCGUCAGUAAGGACUUUGUACGAGACUUCACCACAAACACAGUAUUAUGUUGCACAACUACAAAUGAAAACACAGUAUUCACAGUAUUUCAGAAGCGACAGUGUUGUAAUCAUAUGUGCUUUCGAUGAUCAGCGGUCAGAUUACGACGCGUUGGCUGCAAUGUUUCCAUUGAAUUUCAGGUAAAUUGUUCCUUAGCACGACCUCUCAUCCAUCCCCACCACUCACACAUUCCUUCAUGGUGAAAGUAUAGCACAACUUUUUUCAUGUUGUUGUAACAGUUUUUUGGUAUCAAAUGAGUGAUAUUUUCUGCUUCAUUAAAAAAAAAAGCUCAAGAAGA
Epinephelus moara (kelp grouper) is the source of this 6457-nucleotide messenger RNA. It is a transcript of the gene gpc2, whose product is annotated as glypican 2. The coding region runs from base 322 to 2082 and encodes 586 amino acids. Gene Ontology annotation, biological process: regulation of signal transduction; regulation of protein localization to membrane; smoothened signaling pathway. The transcript has 11 exons. The record is from RefSeq and is a predicted model, not a curated record. Lineage: Eukaryota; Metazoa; Chordata; Actinopteri; Perciformes; Serranidae. Gene Ontology annotation, cellular component: extracellular region; plasma membrane; synapse.